Dermatophagoides pteronyssinus (European house dust mite) is the source of this 4844-nucleotide messenger RNA. RefSeq lists its product as uncharacterized. The record is from RefSeq and is a predicted model, not a curated record. Lineage: Eukaryota; Metazoa; Arthropoda; Arachnida; Sarcoptiformes; Pyroglyphidae.
UUUCUGUUGUUGUCCAAACAAAUAAUGACAAUUUAAAAAAUCAAUUUUGCAAUGUUAACGCCGAAACAACAACAAAAACAGCAACAACACAUCGAUUACAGUUGGAUGAACUUUUUGAAACAUUCUUGUCAAAUAAUAAUGAUGAUAAUAAUAGAAAACAUUCAAUUAUUAAAAUCAUAAACGAUAAAGGUUGUCAUAGUUGUCAUCGACAAACAUUUGAUGAAAAUCAUUCAAUACGAUUGCCAAUAGAUAUUUUUUCGACAACGAUUAUUUUGUGUGAUAAAUAUAGUGAACAUUUUAUAACCAUUCCUUGUGUAUUGACAACGAUUGAAAUCGAUAAACAACCGGAAAAAAUGGUGGAUGAAAAAUCUGUUACACGUGUAUUGAAUGGUAAUGUUAGGAAUGGUGGCGGUGUUAGUGGACAUUAUCAUCGUAAUGGAUCAUCCAAUAUGAUGAAUAGUAAUGGUAAAAUUAACUAUCAACGGUCCCAUCAUACAAAUGGUUGUAUGACCAUAAAUAGUAAAACAUCAACGGCAAAUGGAUUCCACAAUAAUAAUUCAUCGUCAACAAUGAUUAAUAAUAAACAACGUCCAUCAUCCGUAUCAUCAUUAUUAUCAAAUUCUGAUUCAUCAUAUUAUUCAUCAAAUGAUUCAAAUACAAAUAGUAGUGGUAGUGGACAAAGUACUGAUUGGUCUUUAGAUACAGAUGGUGAUAGUAGUAGUAGUGGUGAUUAUGAAUAUGGACCCGGAAUUGUACAUCGUUUACGUCAUAAAUUUAUGACAUUAUCAACUAAACAACAUCAGAAUAAUCAACAAAAUCGAUUACAGAAAAAAUGCCUUUCAAGUGUUAAUGUAUCAACAUUGAUAAAACGUUGUACCAGUUUGGAAGAGUUGACAUUUGAACAAUUUAAACAACAAAUGCAACAACAAACAAUGAAUAAAACAACAGAUAUUAAACAACAAGAGUCAAUAACCGCUGUGAAUAAACGUCUAAUUAAUAAUAAUCAUUGUAAUAAUAAUCAUCAUCAAAUGGUUAAUGGUACGAAGAAAAAGCUAUUAUUCAUGCAACAACAACAACAACAGAAUCUAUCACAACAACAGAUGUCAACGACUAAUGGCCAUUAUCAUCAAAAGCAAUCACAACAACAAUCGAAUAAUCUUAAGAAAAAGAGCUUACCCCCACCGAUAGUGAACAAAUCUUUUUCAACAACAAAUUUAAAUCAUCGAACAACGACAUCAUUAUAUCCAACGAAUGUUGUGCAAAAAUUCGUUGAAAAUGUUCAACAAAAUAAGUUGAAAAAACCACCGCCGCCACCACCACAACGAAUUAAUUCGUCAUUAUCAACAACAACAACAAAAACAUUGACCAAUAAUGGACGAUUGUGCAAUACUAGUUCUAGCAGUACUAAUCAUUGUCAAUUAUCAUUAAUGUCCAAUAAUUCAACUUCAAUAGCAUCAAAUAUUGCAACUGCAACGACAACAAUAACAUCACCUGCGGCCAUUUUAUCAUCAAUGAAUAUUCAGGCAGAACAGCAACAAAAAGAAAUAGGUAGCCGACAACAUCCUCAUGAUUACCUUCAUACAGCAACAACAAUCAAACAAAAUUGUUUUAUUCAAAAAAAUGAAAUUUCAAAUAAUGAUAAUGCUACUUCUGCUGCUACAAUAUCAUCAUUAAAUUCAGGCGAUGGAUACAUGAAUGGAACAGCAAUGACGACGACAACGGCGACCACUGCAUUAAUGAGCAAUGAUAUUGAUUCAUCACAAACAUCAACUACCACCUCAUUAUCAUCAACAUCAACAACUUCAAAUAUUUUAUUAUUAAGUACACCACAGCCAUAUAUCAAACGUGCAAAAAGCGUUGAAACAUUAUCAUCAACAACAACAUUGAAUAAAUCUGCAAUUGAUGAUGAUGAGAAUGGAAAUGAUCAAGAAAUGUUGAAUGAAAAUGUUGAUUCUGAAUCUUCAACAUUAUCAUCAUUAACAUUGAAAGAGGAUGAGCCCAUAUUACCAACAGAAAUCAUUGAUUCAUUCAAUCAUUCACAACAACAAGAUAAUUUAAAUGUUGACGUCGGCGAUAAUAUUCAACAACGGCAAGUAUUCAUUGAUGAUCAUAAUAAAAAACAAAUAGCGAAUGCCGUCAAAGACUUGGCAAUGACUUCAUUAAAAUCAAAUACUUCUGCCAUAACACCAGCAACUAGUUCGACUUUGAAUCUGAAUCCUGUUGCUGAUCAUAAUACUUCUGCUUCACAAUCAACAAGUUGUAGCAAUGAUAAUGAUGAUGAUGUUGUUGAUGAUGGUGCCUGUUGUGUUGUUGGUGAUAAUGUUAAUAAACUAGUUCACGAAGAAACUCGACAACUUGAACAACUUGAACAACAACAAAAACAAUCGAAUGUAUCAAAUAUUGUCGAUAAUAACAAUGAUUGUUUGCACGACAUUCAACAACAACAGAUAACAAAUCCAUCCAAACCAUUGGAGGAAAAUCUGAUCAAAUUAACGAAAAUCGAUAAUGAACAAGAUAUUGAUAUACUUGAAAAACGAAACAUACGUAUUCAAUCACCUCACCAACAACAACAACAAGAAACAACAAUGACUACAUCGAUUUCAACAACAACAAAGACAACUAUAAUAACAACCCGUUCUUCAUCAAAUGAAUUACCGAAACCAGAUACAGUGAAAACAGUGAAACGUAUAUUUGAACAUCAGAAUAAUAAGUCAUCUUCUAGUCUUUCACCAACAUUCAAAAUAAAUAGUAAUUAUAAUCAAUCAAAAUCUUCAUCAGUGAUUAAUGAACGUAAAGGAAUUGUUUCAAAUAAAUUUUCAAAUACUUUAGCAUCAUCAACAAAAACAUCAUCAUCAAUUAAUCAAAAUCGAUCAAACACAAAAACAACAGUGACUAAAACAAAUGCAAAUAAACCAGCCAUAGCAUCACGACAAAAUCUGCCACAAACUAUUGCCAAACAACGUUCAACAGAAUCAACAUUAAAUCGAAAUGUAAAUGGUACGACAAUUAAUCGAUCAAAUGGUAUUUGUACAAAUAUUGUUGGAUCAUCUAAUCGUGGAUCGACAAACAAAAGUUCGACUAUUAAUGGUGUUAGUGGUGGUAAUAAAAAGCAUUAUCCAGCACCAAAACCACCCAAAGCAAGUGAUCAACAAAGACUCAAUGAUGAAAAAUCUAUUGUCACAACGGAACUUAGUUCUUUAAUUUCAACACAAGAAACAAUAUCAAAUAAUUUGAUCAACUCAGCAAUAAGUGAUUCGUUGUGUAAUAAUAAUAGUCAAACAAAACUAUCGCAGACCAAAGACAAUAGCAAUCCUGUUUUCAAAGAUACAUCCGGUUUUGAAGACGAUAACAACAACAACAACAAUGAUGAUGAAAACAACAAGAUUGACAAAAUUAAUGAUAAUGGCGUCAUGGCCAAACAAAGUGAUAGUAAUCAAAAGGACGACGAAUUGUUUCCUGUAAAUGGUAAACAAUACGAUGAGAAUAAAUCAGUAGAAAUUAUAACGGAAAAAAUUGACAAUGUUGUUGAUUUAUUAGUCGAAACGCAAAACGAACAUUCACAUUCAUUCUCAAUGAAUUCCAAAUUACAAACAAAUUUGAAAAAACCUGUGGCCAAUAUUCGUCCAUUUAAUUCUACAACAGCAACAGUAAAAAAUGUACAAUCAAAAGAAUCUGUAGUUGAUAAUAAUGAUAGCCUAAAAGAAUCAUCACCGAUCUCUUCGAAUAAAAAAAAUUAUAGUCAUGAAUCAUCAUCGAUUGAUGAACCGAUCAAAACAUUAAAACCGAGCUUGUUACAACAAAAUCGCAAUUCAUUGACAAAUGGCCAUCAUGAUAAUAUUGAUUCUUCAUCAUCAUUAUCAUCGUCAAUAGCAAAAAGUACACUUUGGUCAACAAAUCUCAAAUCAUCGUCAACAACAACAGCUACAAAUUCGAUAAAAUCAACCACAGUACAGAAUGGAUGUUCAUCAAUGGUGUUUGAUUUUCGUUCAACAAAAAAUAUUAAGCCAAAUAUUGCCAUACAGCCGACACCAUUUGGUGCCAAACCGAUACCGAAACGUCUUAUAAAAGAACUUGUAAAUGGAAAUGGUAACCAUAAUCAACGAUCAUCUGUGAUUAACAAUAAUAAUGAUACGGAUGAUGAAGAUGAUAAUAAUUAUUCUGGAAUGACUGAAAUUCCACCACCAUGUGGUAUUAUAUUUAUUGGUGAAAAUAUGAUCAUUAGUAAUGGAUCAUUGAUGAUAAAACGUAAUAAAAAUCUUUCUGUACGUUUUGAUAAUUCUAUCCCGUCGGUAUUCGAAUAUCCAAUGGUUGAAGAUGAUAAUGAUACAGAUGAUGAUGCUGUUGAUGAUGGCAAAAAUGAACGGAAAACAGAUGAAUCAACGAAAUCAAUGGUAUCAAAUCUGGUCAAUUCAUUAACUAAAUCAGAUAUAAAAACUCCAAAUUCGAUUAAUGCUACAACCGCUGCCAAUGGUGUAUUGAAAAAAUCAUUACCAACUGGUAACAGUAAUCUAGCUUCAUAUAAACCAUCAAAAAUGCCCGGACAAUCUACAUUUGAAUUAGGUGUAACAAAAACUGUUCCCAAUAGUUUCAACUGUAACACACAACAAGAAUCCAUUGAUGAUAACAAUGAUCACUGUGAUAGUAUGGGUGAUUUUGAUAGUUUAAGGCCAAUACCAAUCAAACCGGCAAGCAUUGAAGAUACGGUACCAUUUUCACGUUCAGCAACUGCUUCGGAUUUAUUAUUUUGAUGAAACAACAAUAAAAUGAAAACAAUUUCAAAUUUUCCAUUUAAUUUAAAUCAAAAUCUAGGCCUUAUCAUUUAAAGAACAUUCCAUUUAUUGUUG